UUUCAGUGGCGUCGUCGGAGGCAUUUCGACGUGGAACCUAGAUAACUUCCGGUUGUCAUUCAACGGCACACGACAUUUGGCCUCUUUUAAGUUCUUCUUUCAUAGGAGCUGAAUUUCGUGACCAGACAUCAUGACGCUGUUUCACUUUGGAAACUGCUUUGCUCUGGCGUAUUUCCCUUACUUUAUAACAUACAAAUGCAGUGGGCUUUCAGAGUACAAUGCUUUCUGGAGAUGUGUCCAGGCUGGAGCAACCUACUUAUUUGUCCAGCUCUGUAAGAUGCUGUUCCUUGCUACAUUUUUUCCCACAUGGGAAGGAGGAGCUGGAGUUUAUGACUUUGUAGGGGAAUUUAUGAAGGCAACAGUGGACCUGGCAGACCUGCUGGGCCUCCAUCUUGUAAUGUCUCGUAAUGCUGGGAAAGGAGAGUACAAGAUCAUGGUGGCCGCCAUGGGCUGGGCAACAGCAGAACUUGUGAUGUCCAGGUGCCUUCCUUUGUGGGUCGGAGCCAGAGGGAUCGAGUUUGACUGGAAAUACAUCCAGAUGAGCUUUGACUCUAACAUCAGUUUGGUCCAUUAUAUCGCCAUGGCAGCAGUGGUGUGGAUGUUUACACGAUAUGACCUUCCCAAGAGCUUCAGGCUACCUGUUACUGUGCUACUGGCUCUCUGCGUCUACAAGGGCUUCUUAAUGGAGUUGUUCGUCCAUGUCUUCCUGUUGGGCAGUUGGACAGUGUUGCUGGUGAAAGCUGUGCUGACUGGUGCCAUCUCUCUCUGCUCACUGUUUCUCUUUGUCACUCUGGUCCACAGCAACUAAGUAAAACCCUACACUGUGGGCUAAGCCUUCGACAGUCUGUUAAGUCCAGAUUGGACUGAGGUUAUCAUACAUCAGAAGUUGACCUCGGAAACUACUGUAUAUCAGUCCUUGUAUCACCAUGCAACACCAAAGGCCACUGAAAAUACUUGUUGAUAUUGGAUAUUUGGACUGGUCUGGUGUGUAAAACAGGCUAACGUACAAGCCACCAACUGGUAUGCUAACCAGUUCUUCCAGUUUUUUUAUGUUCUGUAUGGACUCAUGAUGGAAAACAUGCUCUCAGGGUAAAGCUUUGCCUCAGUCCAUUGGUGAAAACUGCAGAGUGAGUGGUGACAUCAUGAGGCUUCUGUAAUACGAUUGGCUUACCUUAACUGUGUUGUGUUUGUGAAAAGGUUAAUUUUGUAUUAAAACAACCACAAAUGAAUUUAAGUCUUUAUAACUAAUGUAUUCCUUUUCUAUAUGUUGUCUAAUGAGCCAGCAUACGUGCUACAUGCUUAGAUUAAAUAGUGAAAUGUACUGAGUGGAUUAAUGAGAAGUGGAUGGUUUUUGAUAGUUCAUUGUGUGGCCACAAAUUUAUCAAUUUAUUUAUAUGCAGGCAAGUACUUAAAAAGUUAGGUUUUUUUUCUAGUUUUGGGUGAAAUUGUAUUAAAGAUUUAAAGUUGAACUCAGAAGACUGAAUGAGGCUUGCAGUAUGAAUAAACUUGAGGGCUAGUCUGACCACGUUAUGUUGACUUGUAAGCAUCUAUGAUUUUGGCGUUAAUAAAUGUGUCUUUCUUUUGUCUUAUCUGACAGUCUUGAUUGAUAAGAUUGUGUAGUGCUUUGUGGGUGUUGUGAAUAAUCUGUCCCAUUUAAUAAAAGAACUAAAUUAUCA
Messenger RNA from Thunnus maccoyii (southern bluefin tuna), 1676 nucleotides. It is a transcript of the gene tmem147, whose product is annotated as transmembrane protein 147. The coding region runs from base 131 to 808 and encodes 225 amino acids. Lineage: Eukaryota; Metazoa; Chordata; Actinopteri; Scombriformes; Scombridae. The transcript has 8 exons. The record is from RefSeq and is a predicted model, not a curated record.